GGCUUGAGAAAGGAAGUAAAUCCAAACCAUCCUUCUGGCUUUGCAGUGUGCCUUUCUGAGUGCUGGAAAUCAAUGCGUGGCUGCUGGCAAACCACGCUGAGAUGAGUUUUUGGGGCUUUUCCCGCGGUUCGGGCACAUGAGCAGGUUGGCAGCUGUGAUCUGGAAGCUGCCACUUCCCCGCAUCAAUUAGGGUCGUGUGACCGAAGGGUAAUUAGAUCUGCUCAGCUGCGAGCUGCCAGAGCUUGGGUCCUAUCAAUUAGCGGCUCACAGAGGGCCGCUGAUGGGACACGAUGGCAACGGGGAUGAUGGCAGGGAUAGGGCUGAGCUGAUGGCUUCUUCUCCUCCUUGUCUCUGCUCCCAGAGCUGCAGGCAUCUCCCUAGAGCCAUGCAGAGCUGCCAGCCCCCCCCAGCCGUCCCGGGGCCGGCGUGACCGCCAGCGGCCACCGCAUCCCUGGAGUUUGAUGGAGAAUCGGUCGGAUGACAGCGGGAACUGUUGUCAUCACCGGGGGAAUCCUAGCGACAGUGAUCCUACUGUGCAUCAUUGCUGUGCUCUGCUACUGUAGGCUACAGUACUACUGCUGCAAGAAAGAUGACCCCAAUGACGAAGAGGAGGAGGAGGAGGAGGAAGAGGAAGAGUCCGACCUUCCCACGCACUCGCACCCCGGCACGUGCAACGCCUGCAGCUCCCGCAUGGCGGACGGGCAGGGCAGUCCCACUCCCAUCCCCGAGCUCAACCAGCACGGGGCCCAUCCCCGCUGCCCCACCUGCUCCCCGUACGGCUCCCCGUUCUACAUACGGACCCCCGACAUGGUGCGCAAUGGGGGUGAGCGCGUGGCCUACGCGCCCGCCUGCUACCCCGAGAUGGGGCCGCCUGUCGGCCUGCAGGGCUUCCCGCUGAGCCGGCACAGCUUCCGCGAGGGCUUCCCCCCAUCCAGGGCCAUCAGCACAGAUGUGUGACCCCCACCGUGCACCCCGCUCGAGGGAUGGGGCUGUCAGCUUGCAGACAGUGGGGGUCGUGCAGGGAGAGCCCGAGGGCGACGUGGCCCUCCUGAUGGAGGGGAGUGGUGGAGCCUCACGGGUUACCGUGGAGGAGGUUAUCCGGACGGCGACCUCUGCACCUACAAGUGUAAUUAUUUCUCUAUCUCCUGAAGGAACUUGUCUAAUGAGGGCUAUGUACAGUACAGACUAACUUUGUUGCUCCCCGGAGCAGCGCCUUUGGUGUCCUCCAUCUCCAGCUGAGGCUGUGCCCACGUCCCCUGCACACAGGAUGGGGAUGGGAAGCACAGAGCAGUGGGAAUGGGAGUCUGGGGGCAUCCUGCUCCCCCUGGCCGCAGCACCGCUGUCAGCAGCUCAGGUUGUGCUGGGGACUAACACAGGGCUCGGCUCGGGCUGCUUCACCCACUGCAGCCUGUGCUGCAGUUGUAGGAGAGGAUCUGGAUCACUGCGAGGGGACGUGAAGACCGUUCACCCGUGGCAAUGAGCACAGGCAGAUCUCUCUGCGGCCAAAGCCCCCACUUUGACUGCUCACAAGCUUUCUUAGGAGCGAUUUUAACUUGGGCCCAUAAGUGACCGAGGUUUUGCUUACAAGAGUUGCACCGUCAGGUGACUGCAGUGUGAUCACCUCAAAGCCCUGCCCAGACCCCAUCCAGAAGGAUGCUGGUUUAGAAUCGCUUUGGCUUGCAGCAGCAGAGCCCACCAGGUUGCAUCCCCUCCUUUGUGAGGAGCUCCAAUGGAGCACGAUUUCCCCCUUCGCUUUGGGAAGAAGACCCGAGCCAGACCCAGCAGUUGUGUGGCUGUGACGACAGCUCAGCCAACAGCUCCAUCUGCGGAAUGAAGAUGGGAAAGUUCCUUCCUCCUUCACAAAUCCAAUUAGGUGAAAAAUGACCAAAAGGACAUCUCCAUCAUCCAUGGGCACUUCCAUAGCAACAGCGCAGCACUGCUCCCCGCUUGCAGCAGGGAGGAGGGAUGCAGCCAGCCCACAGGUGCUGCCAGGAGCAAUAGCAGGAACUGCUUGCCUUGCCCUAGCAAUACUGGGUAGAACUGCUCUGAAGUACAAGUGGGGUGUUCUUUCACCACCACCAUUUGGAGAUUGGCCACCUGAAGGAUUUGGACCAAGUCUUGGUUUCCCCACUUAAGCAUGGGUGAAGGAGGUCUUGUGAAGGCAAACGCUGUGUCAGCCUCAGAUGUCUUGGUUAGCAGGCAGUAGGCUGACUGACACUCUGGACCUGCUGUUGGUUUGGCACCUCUGCUCAAACAACCCAAAGAAAAGGAGCUGGAUGAAUGCCAAAAAUGAUGAUGGUCCUUGCAAUCCAGACACCGUGCCCCAGCAUGCAUCUUACACAGAGUAUGAGCAAACAUUAUUCACUGUCUCCCCCAUCUCUGGGCCAGAAAGACCUUGUGUUUCCAUUAUGCUGAGACUCAGUCUAGCUGCACCUCUUUUACAGUCUCCUUCCAUUCUCCAGACAGCGAUAGGAGGUCUUUUCGUGUCCUUUCACAAUAAGGGCAGGCAGGACGAAAGAAGAAAGUUAGCAGCAGCAACGCUCUGUGGAUCCCACUGGCUGAUAGCACCUGGCUCCCAUCCAAUUCUCUUCCCUGAUAAUAUCAUCUCUCUGUUUUUCUUGGCUAACUCAGCAAAUGCUGUCCUUUCCCACUAGAGCAUCUGCUCAGCUUGGUCUCCAUCCUGCUUGGAGCCACACAAAGUUAAUGUCACAGCAUGACUGCCGUAGGCAUGGCCAUUCCCACUACCCAACUCUACCUCUUGGCAUGAAGCAAGGCUUCCCACCUUGCAGUCCCCAGGUGGGGAGAGAAUAUGGGGUUCUGCUUCUACAGAUCACCCCUCUGAUGUGAGGAAAGUAACCAUUAUCAUCAUGUGCAAAUGAAAUAUGACCUGUCACCAGCUGAUGAGGUGAGGCAGCUCCGAGGUAGAUGGAUGGCCAAAGGUGAGCGUCACCCUCACAGCCAGCACAAAACCCUGGGCCUGGCAGCUGCAGAUGGAUGGGUGAGUCUGAAAGGGCAGGAAACAGAGAUACAGCUGUGGGUUGUAAGGUUUGGAGGAAUGGGACAGGGUAGGGGCAAGCAUCUCAGAUUUUUUCCACUUCAGAUUUCCUCUGUUGUUAUUCUCUGUCUUUGUUGCUCAGCUAUGGGUCCAAAUUCCAUGUCAGAAAUAAAUGAGGACUUUGAAAUACAAAACAGGAGUGAUUUCUGUUCUUUUGGUAGGCAACACAAGAUGGGGUUCAAU
Phasianus colchicus (ring-necked pheasant) is the source of this 3238-nucleotide messenger RNA. RefSeq names its product protein FAM163A. The record is from RefSeq and is a predicted model, not a curated record. Lineage: Eukaryota; Metazoa; Chordata; Aves; Galliformes; Phasianidae.